GUCCCCUGCGCCACCCCCGCCUCCCCACGUGCGCAGUCCUUCGCGGGGCGCACGCACGGGGCUCCCACAAAAAAAACUGUAACUUCCCCCACUACCCCCUCCUCGUCUUUCUUUCUCGUCCACACCUACUUUUUGCUUACGGAGGGGGGAAAGUUGUGUCGAAAGUGUCCACGGAUUGCCACCUCCCAAUCAUCCUUCCUUUCCUCUCCGCCCCACUUCUUUUUUUUUUUCUCCCUCCUUAAGCGACGACAACAUUGUUGAGUGUUUAUUUUGUUUUACGAUCAAUAGCUCCCUUUGCUUGACUGGGCCGGCUGCUGAGCGGCGGAGUGGCGUGGACCUCAUGUAGAAAUGACAACAAUGGAAGGGGCCAGCGGGUCGAGUUUUGGAAUAGACACGAUCCUGUCCAGUGCCAGUUCGGGCAGCCCCGGCAUGAUGAAUGGAGAUUUCCGCCCGCUCGGCGAGCCCAGGACCGCGGAUUUUAGGAGUCAGGUCACCCCAUCCCCCUGCUCGGAGAUUGACACCGUAGGAACCGCGCCGUCUUCUCCCAUCUCGGUCACCAUGGAGCCCCCCGAGCCGCAUCUGGUGGCAGACGGGCCUCAGCACCACCUCCACCUCCACCACGGCCAGCCGCCGCCCGCCGCGGGCCCCACGCAAAGUUUGCAGCCUUCGCCCCAACUGCAGCCGCCGCCGCCGCAACAGCCGCCCGCCCCGCAGCUGGGCUCAGCCUCCUCGGCCCCCAGGACUUCCACCUCUUCCUUUUUAAUUAAGGACAUCUUGGGCGACAGCAAACCUCUGGCGGCGUGCGCGCCCUACAGCACCAGCGUCUCCUCUCCCCACCACACCCCGAAGCAGGAGAGCAACGUGGCGCACGAGAGCUUCAGGCCAAAGCUGGAGCAGGAGGACAGCAAGACCAAACUCGACAAGCGGGAAGAUUCCCAGGGCGACAUCAAAUGCCAUGGAACAAAGGAAGAAGGAGACCGGGAGAUUACUAGUAGCCGAGAAAGUCCCCCUGUGAGAGCCAAAAAGCCUCGAAAAGCCAGGACAGCUUUCUCUGACCACCAACUCAAUCAACUGGAACGUAGCUUUGAGAGGCAGAAGUACCUGAGUGUGCAGGACCGCAUGGACCUAGCGGCUGCGCUCAACCUCACUGACACACAGGUCAAGACUUGGUACCAGAACCGCAGGACCAAGUGGAAGCGGCAGACUGCAGUGGGCCUGGAGUUGCUGGCCGAGGCUGGGAACUACUCAGCACUGCAGAGGAUGUUCCCAUCACCAUAUUUCUAUCACCCAAGCCUGCUGGGCAGUAUGGACAGCACCACUGCGGCCGCUGCAGCUGCUGCCAUGUACAGCAGCAUGUAUCGGACUCCUCCUGCCCCCCAUCCUCAGCUGCAGCGGCCCCUUGUGCCUCGAGUGCUCAUCCACGGUUUGGGGCCUGGGGGACAACCAACUCUCAACCCCUUGUCCAACCCCAUCCCUGGUACCCCACACCCUCGGUGAAGGUGAAGAAUAGGGCAUUAGGCUCAAGUCCCUUUCCCACCCCCCUCCCUGACCCAGAUGACUGCCCUUCCUCUCCCCAGACGGGGUGGUUGCAUUGGACCAGGGGAGGCAGAGGAGUGAGAGAGGAAGGUGCUCAUCAAUGGGUAGGGGACCUCCUCCCCAAAGAGGAGCCAGCUCUCUGCUCUCCAUCCCUCCACCCUUGAGGCAGGGAUGGAAAGCUCCCCCACAGCAGUGUGAUUGGUGAAAAUGCUGACCCCACACAAAGUGCGACCAGUAAGUGAAAACAACAAAAACACAAACCUCAAGUUCUUUUAAAAUGUGACUUUAGGGACAAGCAAGAGGGAGGGAGGGGGGAAGGGUAAGGAGGGAAGAUAGAAGGGCAUGGAGAGGAAACCACACAGGCAGAGAGAAUUGUGGAUGGACAAACAGCCUCAAAUUCAAAUUCAGAGGCAGAGGGCAUUGUCGUGGACAUUCCGUCUCCCCCAGAGAAAAGAGGAGGGUAACGAACUUUGCACUGAUUUCUCAUGAGCUUUUUUCUUUUGGAAAAGUGGCAUGCUCCAUAAUAUGAAAAAAAUGUACAUUUGAAAAGACUGAGUGAUAAGUGAUAUAUCAUAUUUAUUAUAUGUUGUCCAAAAGAGUCACUUAUAUGCGUUAGUAAAACAUGAUUUUUCUUUCUAUGUCUUUUUGAUUGAGUAAAAUAAAUGCUUAGACAAAAUAUAGAUUUUUUGUGAUUGAAAAUUACAAGAAAUAAAGUUUAUCUUUUUUUAACAA
Erinaceus europaeus (western European hedgehog) is the source of this 2268-nucleotide messenger RNA. RefSeq names its product BarH like homeobox 2 (gene BARHL2). The coding region runs from base 349 to 1497 and encodes 382 amino acids. Gene Ontology annotation, biological process: regulation of transcription by RNA polymerase II. NCBI's taxonomy places the organism in Eukaryota, Metazoa, Chordata, Mammalia, Eulipotyphla, Erinaceidae. The transcript is spliced from 3 exons. The record is from RefSeq and is a predicted model, not a curated record. Gene Ontology annotation, molecular function: DNA-binding transcription factor activity, RNA polymerase II-specific; RNA polymerase II transcription regulatory region sequence-specific DNA binding. Gene Ontology annotation, cellular component: nucleus.